AUGGUCCGGGUGGGAAACAACCCUUCCAAUAGGAAUUGGAGGGAUGACUCACUCUCUAUUAAAUGGGAUGUCAAACUGGUCCUCAAAGCCCUUCUCCUUUGGAUGAUUGAUCAACACCUGUAUGGAAAUGGCCUUAAUGCUCGUGUAUCACUCACAAAUGGCACUCCCGAUCUCUCUUCCCCGGUUUCAUUUCAGCCAAUUGAGACCCACAAAAAUUCACUGACUGUUAUAAAACCCGAGUCUCUUCCAAACGCACAAAGCAAUGCACAAGGAGGAGGAGAAGGAGACACAGAUGCCCAAGAUGCUCAAGUUCAAGACUUCCGGAGCAUUGGUUGGUCCCCGUCAAAGGCCACGGAGGGUACUAACAUUUAUGCCCAACCCUCUCAGCCCUCAAAUAUAUGGUCUACUCCUUUCCUAUCAGUUGAAUAUUCAGAUCUAUUGGUUGAAACGGACUCCCUCCUUUUUGUCAGUUGGUUUAGAAACUCUUCUCAAUCUACUUGGAUGUACUUUGAGCUAUGGAAUGAUGUUCUGGACAUUGGUUCUAAUCUACCUUUUGACAUUAGUCACACUUAUAGAGAGGAAAUCUCACUAGCUGAUGGCUCAGCAAACCUCGGUGCCGCUUGGCACGAUAAUUUCUUCCCCUCAGUUUUGCACUUGCCCAAGCACCUGGCUGGCCUUUUAUCAUUGGACAAAUAUGGCAUUCCGAAUCCCAGGCAUCGAUAGACUUUUCAUUUCUUUUACAGUUACCUAUCUAGUUAACAGUAUACUUUUCGUUUUGUAACUAGCAGAGCAAUACUUAGGUUUUUUCCUAGAGUUCGGUUUUGGUAUGUCUAUAACCUCAAACUCCUUUUUUGUAAGGUGUUUCCUCCACCAUAAGGGAAAAUUAAUAAAAAUCGGAGUAUAUUCCUCUUAAGAAAAAGUUAUGUUUUACCUUGUGCUGAAAAUUCUUUGACAUUAUUUCAAGAGCCAACAUAUGUAGAAUAUGUCUGGUAAUUGUUCACAGGUGAUAAAACGGUGCAUAUUAAUUGGAAGGAGUGUAAAACUCAACUAACCAUGAGAUUUUCAGAGUCUUUCUUUUGAAUGAUUGUUAACCCUUUCAAUGUGCAUGCAUGCACAGUUCAGGCUCAAAGAUAAGGUGAAUAACACUUAC
Messenger RNA from Carya illinoinensis, 1150 nucleotides. RefSeq lists its product as uncharacterized. Bases 1 to 723 code for a protein of 240 amino acids. The record is from RefSeq and is a predicted model, not a curated record. The transcript has 3 exons. Lineage: Eukaryota; Viridiplantae; Streptophyta; Magnoliopsida; Fagales; Juglandaceae.